Molecule: messenger RNA, 1421 nt
Organism: Rosa chinensis
Lineage: Eukaryota; Viridiplantae; Streptophyta; Magnoliopsida; Rosales; Rosaceae
Exons: 2
Coding region: 86-1126 (346 amino acids)
Source: RefSeq, a predicted model, not a curated record
UCAAAACCCCAGCAACCAAUUUCUGCUACUCCAAUCUCUGAUACUGAUAAUGGCAGCAGAGCCUAAACCUCUCUAAUCCCAGGCCAUGGCGACCACCAUUCCCAUCCUCACCUCUCCAAACCCCUCUUUUCUCAGACCCAAAAUCACUUCUUUCUCUCCUCUCACCACUCGACUUCAUAACCAAACCAUUCCCUUUCGCUCUUCAACCAAAAUCCAAUCUUUGAGCACAAACCAAACCCAUAAUUUUCCUGGGUUUUCAGGGAAAGCAAUUGGGUUUUUGUUGGAAAGGAAGUUAAGGGUUCGUGUGAGUGCAAAAGAGGAUGGCGUUGAUGAAGCUGAGGAAGAAAGUAGGGGGGAGAGUACUAUGCCGGAGCGGUUUAGGUACUUGACCAAAGAAGCUCCUGACCCUCCAGUGAGGUGGCCUUGGUUUGUGGCAUUGGCCUUCCUCAUCUAUGCAUGGAGAGCUGUCUUGUUAGAGUUAUCUAACUGGAAAAGGGGUGCACUGGCUGUUGUCCAAUUUGUGGGAUACCUCUUGAAGCUUUGCUUGGCCCUUAUCUUCCAUUUCAUAGGUGAUCCUAUCACUUACACGAUCAGAUUCGUAGAAACAACUAUCUAUGCUGUUCGCGCUUACUACUCUGGCAUAGUAGCAUACGCUCCAAUUCGAGAGUUGACUACAGUUAUCAUGCUGGCUUCAGCUGUUCUUGCUAUUGCAGAAGCUGUCGUUCCAAACUCAGCAAACUGCCAACCUAUUCUGCUCACGUUAUCUGGAGUAGUAGGCUAUGCAGUUGUGUUUAAUUACAUCUCAGAGCCUUUCUUCUACACGAUUCUAGUGGGUUUGUAUGGUUACUCACGAUUUGUGAAAAAGAGGGAUGAUGUUACAUCUGCAUUGCCUUGCGCUGCUGUGCUGGCUGCUGUUGGAGAACCGUGGAUUAGAGUUUUGGUUAUACCAUUGUUUCUGGCAUUGGCCAUUUAUAACCAUUCGAAGAAGCUUCCUGAAAGAAAGGAAGAUGUUGUAGUGACCAACAGGAAGCUUCCAUUGCCCUUGUUGGGCGCAGCCUUAGCUAUUGGAAUUCGGCUUGCUGCCAAGUGGGCUGGAUACCGGCAUCUAACAUGGAAGAUAGUAUGACCUUGUGUCUUAUGAGAUGUCUCAAGUUUUGGUGACAGAAACAUAUACCGGCCCUUGUAGCUGCUUAGAGCCAUCUCCCAAAUUCCAGCAGUAUGGAAAGAGUUUUGUUUGACCUGUUUUCGACUCAAAAGUUGAGCUUACUUGAAAUUGUACGUAGUUGUGUGUUAGUGGAUUGAAAAUGUAUUUGAGAUUUUUGUUAGUGAAAGAUAUGCAACAAGAGUUGUCUUGUUGUGUUUUGCCCGGAAGUUUGAGGCAGGAAAUUGUAACAUCUAGAAAAGCACGAGGGAAAAAGAGA